AUGGCAUCAAUAUCGAGCGGAAGCUUCUUAGAACCGGCUCUCGACAACAUGACUCGAGACGGGUCCACUUCCCCAUACCCCAACCGAAUAAUCGUAGUUGCAAAUAUGCUACCUCUGCACGCUCAAAAGGUCUCUGAGUCGAGCGAGUGGCACUUUACCCUCGACGAGGAUUCUCUACUCCUUCAGAUGAAAGACGGUUUUCAUCCCGAAACCGAGGUCCUAUAUGUCGGGUCCCUAAAGGCCGAGGUCUCGCCAGACGAGCAAGACAUUGUAGCUCAAACGUUACUCGACGAGUUCAAAUGUGUCCCCACUUUUCUCCCGCCCGAAAUCCAUGAAAAGUACUAUCACGGGUUUUGCAAGCAAUAUUUGUGGCCUCUAUUCCAUUACAUGCUCCCGAUGUGCCUUGACCAUGGCGAUCGGUUUGACCGCCAGCUGUGGCAAGCUUACGUGUCGGCUAACAAGAUUUUCGCUGACAAGAUAACCGAGGUCCUCAACCUGGACGAGGAUUUCGUUUGGGUUCACGACUAUCAUCUCAUGGUCCUCCCGACUUUCUUGCGUAAAAGGUACAAUCGAGUUCGGGUCGGUUUUUUCCUCCACAGUCCUUUCCCCUCGUCCGAGAUCUACCGAACCCUUCCUGUCCGGGACGAGAUUCUAAAAGGACUCCUCAACUCUGACUUGAUCGGUUUCCACACGUUCGACUAUGCUCGUCACUUCCUUUCAUCGUGCGGCCGCAUGCUCGGCCUCGACUACAAGUCCAAGCGGGGCCACAUUGGGCUCGACUACUUUGGCCGCACGGUUUACGUGAAAAUCCUCCCGGUCGGGAUCCACAUGGGCCGGAUGGAGGCCGUCCUCAACCUUCCCUCCACACUCGAGAAAAUGGAGGAGAUACGAAAACGGUUCGAGGGAAAAACGGUCAUUCUCGGCGUCGACGACAUGGAUAUCUUCAAAGGGAUAAGUCUCAAAAUGCUCGCGUUCGAGCGGCUCCUCCGCGAGAACCCCGUUUUCCAAGGGAAGGUCGUUCUGGUCCAGAUCGUAAAUCCCGCACGGAGCUCCGGGAAGGACGUCCGUGAAGCACAACACGAGACCUACGCUACCGUAAAAAAAAUAAACGAGACUUUCGGAAUAAGCCCCGCGGGUUAUGAGCCGGUCGUCCUUCUCGAACGAUAUUCCCCGAGUUACGAGAAAACCGCGUAUUACUCCCUAGCCGCGUGUUGCAUAGUGAACGCGGUUCGAGACGGGAUGAACCUCGUCCCCUACAAAUACAUCGCAUCCCGACAGGGCUCGUCGGUUUUCGAGAACUCCGGCCAGCCGCCGACAAGUGUGCUCGUGGUCUCCGAGUUCAUCGGUUGCUCCCCGUCGUUGAGCGGGGCGAUUCGGGUCAACCCGUGGGACAUCGAGUCCGUGGCCGAGGCCCUUUGCUCGGCGCUCGUGAUGAACGAGGCGGAGAAGCGGAUAAGACACGAGAAGCACUUCCGUUUCGUGAGCUCGCACGACGUGGCGUAUUGGGCCCGGAGCUUCAUGUGGGACAUGGAAAGGGUGUGUCGGGAGCAGCAAGGGAAACAAUGCUGGGGAAUCGGGUUCGGGCUGAGGUUUCGGGUCGUGUCACUUUCACCGGGCUUCGGGAAGCUGAGCGCGGGCAGGGCCGGGCUCGUGUAUGAGAAAGCGCGCCGGAGGGUGAUAUUCUUGGACUAUGAUGGGACAGUCGUGUCUCAGUCGUCGAUGGUUAGGUCUCCGGAUCCCGAGGCGGUACACGUGCUCGUCGAUCUGUGUAGCGACCCGAGAAAUGCGGUGUUUAUCGUUAGCGGGAGGGGACGGGACUCGCUUAGCGAGUGGCUUGCGCCGUGUGGCGAGCUGGGAUUGGCUGCCGAGCAUGGGUAUUUCAUAAGGUGGAACAAAAGCUCUGAGUGGGAAUCGUUGGAUUCGAAUCUUGACUGGAAGGAAAUCGUGGAACCAAUCAUGGAACAGUAUACAGAAGCGACCGAUGGCUCGUCGAUCGAGGUUAAGGAUAGUGCAUUGGUGUGGCACCAUCAGGAUUCGGAUCCAGAUUUUGGGUCGUGCCAGGCGAAUGAGCUUUUGCUUCAUUUGGAAAGCGUGCUGGUGAACGAGCCUGCGUUCGUUUGGAGGGGUCAACACAUCGUAGAAGUCAAACCACAGGGAGUGACGAAAGGCUUGGUGGCCGAAAAGGUGCUGCGCAAGAUGGUCGAAAAUGGCGGACACCCCGACUUCAUUUUGUGCAUUGGAGACGAUCAUUCGGAUGAGGAUAUGUUUGAAAGCAUACUGAAAACCGUGUCCGGGUCGAACCUACCCAACCCGCCCGAGAUCUUUACCUGCACGGUUGGACAAAAACCGAGCAAGGCCAAGUACUAUCUUGAUGACACAGCCGAUGUUCUCCAGCUGCUCCGGGUUUUAGCCGACUCGGACGACCCGAAAUCAUCCUCUCAGCUGGCUGAUUUUCAGGUUGGCUUUGAAGAAGGUGUAUUGUGA
Molecule: messenger RNA, 2484 nt
Organism: Striga hermonthica
Lineage: Eukaryota; Viridiplantae; Streptophyta; Magnoliopsida; Lamiales; Orobanchaceae
Source: the annotation of a GenBank genome assembly